This is a messenger RNA of Mucor mucedo, 821 nucleotides long. Its product is annotated as translocation protein Sec62-domain-containing protein. The record is from RefSeq and is a predicted model, not a curated record. The transcript is spliced from 2 exons. Gene Ontology annotation, biological process: post-translational protein targeting to membrane, translocation. Bases 22 to 804 code for a protein of 260 amino acids. NCBI's taxonomy places the organism in Eukaryota, Fungi, Mucoromycota, Mucoromycetes, Mucorales, Mucoraceae. Gene Ontology annotation, cellular component: endoplasmic reticulum membrane; endoplasmic reticulum.
CUUCAAUCUAAAUAAUAAAAAAUGAGUCAUCAACAUGGACCUGGUUGUAAUCACGGGCCUUCUAACGGAAGUGCUCCUCAAACUAUUCAAGUAAACGAUGCUAAUAAAGCACCCGCCUUGUACAAAAAUACUGCUACCUAUCUCAAGGAUGAAAAGAAGUCUGGUUUAAAGGCAAGACAAGGUGUCUUCAACGGAAAAAGAUUUGAAUACUUUAAAGGCAAGAGAGGUAUCGAAGCUUUGUUGAAGGAAAAUUACGCUAAAGUUACAUCAAAAGGAGACACAGUACCCAAGACACGCGAUGAAGCAUUUAAUAUAUUGAAUGAUUUGGGUAAAUAUGGGUUUGUUUUACGUGUUGACCGUGGUGAAUCUAUUGGUGGUAAAGGAUCUCCACGUUUGUUACAACCUAAUCCAGUUCAAGAAAUCAAGGAAGAUGGUUAUUAUAUGUGGAUUUGGGAAGGAUCUCGAUUUAGAUUAUACGCGGGUGCUGCUGCUUUAGUUGCUACUAUCCUUGCUGGUGUGCUUUUCCCACUCUGGCCAAACUUUUUGAGAAUGGGUGUUUGGUAUCUCAGUGUUGCCGUCCUUUGUUUGGUCGGUGUAUUCUUUGGUAUUGCCAUUGUACGUCUCAUUCUUUAUGUCCUCACAUUACCCGUCUUACCCCGUGGUUUCUGGUUAUUCCCAAAUCUAUUCGAAGAUGUUGGCAUCAUUGAUAGUUUCAUUCCUUUAUACGGUUUUGAUCCAGUCAAGGAAAAGAAAACCAAGAAGAGCGACGUUACAGCAGCUCAAGUCGUAGAAAAGUCCGAGUAAAUAACAAGUACCACUAA